AUGGCUGCCGUCGUCAAGAAGCCUCCGGCGACUGGUCGCGAGACACCCACUGGAACUCCGCAGCGCCCGAGUGCGAGAUCAUCAACUCCUACCACCUCCAGCACGUCUGGCACCACACCCGCCGCCGCAACACGCAGCGCCCGUCCUUCACGCACCGGGACACCUGUCUCCGCACGUGCGGCCGCCCACGAAAGGCGCCAGUCCCUUCUCAACGGCAUCUCUAGCAAUGGCAGGAGCGGUAGCCCAGCCGACGCCGAGCGUGAUGAGGCCAUCCGCGCCGAGACCGUGGCCAUCAUCGACGACUUGAAGACGCGACUGGAGAGGGCCGAGAGCUCGGCCGAGUCAACCAAGCGUCAGGUCGAGAUCCUUCAGGACAAGCUGGACGAGGCGCACAGGGAGCAGGCGAAGCUUGAGGAGAGGGUUCACGAACAAGAAGAGCAGAUCGAGACACUCACCAAUGAGAAGCGCGAGACUGCCCGCCAGAUGCGCGAGAUGGAGAACAUCUACGAGGCUGAGCGGAGUGGCAUGAUGAAGGAGAAGGAGGAGAUGGCCAACCGCGAGGAGGAGAUGCAGACCGUGAUUCAGCGCCUCAAAGACAGCCUCGCGCAGAGGAACCUGGACGAGGACAGGCCGACGCGGCAAUCCGUGACCAACUCGCCCAGCAUCGAAAAUGGAAGCUUUGCGCCCCCUUCGUCCAUCCACCGCAGCGAUUCACGCAACAACUCCAAGUUGUUGCUGCAAAAGGACAAGCUGAUUGAAUCUCUCAGACUCGAGUUGGCCGAGGCACAGAUCAAGCUUGUCGAGUCGCAAAACCAGGGCGGUGGCCGUCUUCAGGAAGUUGAGCGCCAGCUCAUGGAGGCCCGUGUGGCCAACGCUAGGUUGAUGGAAGACAACGAAAGUUACCAGCUGCUUCUCCAAGACCGGACUCUCAAGGGCGACUUUGGAACGAACGAUUUCAGCUAUCUCGGUCACGCCUCGGCGAACCAAGACGCUCUCGCUGCCCUGGAAGGCAGAUCCAACGGAGCCAGCUUGGCCGAUGAGCUCAACGGCGCUGCCGAAAGCGACCCCCCAAACGAACAGGAGCUCGAGGCUCAGAGGCGCCUAGAGGCGGAGAUCAAGUCGGUUAAAGACCAAAAUAAGGCUCUGACUCUUUACAUCAACAAGAUCAUUGAGCGUCUGUUGCAGCACCAAGGAUUCGAGCACAUCCUCGACCAGAGCAGCGAUUUCAAGGGCAACGCAAACGCAAACACCAACAAGGAACUCCCCCCGCCCCCCACCCCCAAGCAGGCGGCCCCUCCACCUGGACCGUCCCUCCUCCAGCGCGCCAAGACGAUGAGCAUCGGCGGCGGCGUCCGCCCCAAGCCCCGCCCCAUGAGCUUCAUGCCCUCGGCCAGCGCCGACGUCUCCAACCCGGAAACGGCGCCCAGCAUCCCCAUCGGCCUGACCCGUAACACCUCGACUCGCCGUGCUAGGCCCAUGAGCGAUCAGUACACCUCUGUCGGCGCCGCCUCGCUCGUAAACGCCAUGUACAAGGGCCCUUCCGCCGUUGACGGCCCGCUUUCCCCAUCCCUCCGAUCCUCCCAGACCUUCUGGGCGCCCCAGGGAGCAGGCAACCGCUCCAGCAUGAGCGGCAGCACCAGCGGCAACGGCCCUCAAAGCGCCCACUCCACGACCGGUGCCCCUCCAGCUUCGGCGGGCAACUUCCCGGGCAUGCGAAGCGAAACAAGCAGCACGAGCGGGGACUCGAUUCUCGAACGGGAUUUCGUCUCCAGCCAUAGCUCCCCUCCCAGAAGCCAGCACGAGAAGGAGAAGACGACGUUUGGGGGCAACAAGCCCAGGCCGUUGAGGCUCGUGCAGGAGAAUGCCGAGGCUCAAGCAGCGGCCGAGAGGGCGAACAAGAGGAACAGCUGGAUGGGAUGGGCAACGAGCGCGUUUGUGAAGAAGGAUGAGCAAGCUGUUGGGACGGCCGAGACAAUUAGGGAGUAG
Messenger RNA from Podospora anserina S mat+, 1986 nucleotides. RefSeq lists its product as uncharacterized. The record is from RefSeq and is a predicted model, not a curated record. The coding region runs from base 1 to 1986 and encodes 661 amino acids. The transcript is spliced from 2 exons. NCBI's taxonomy places the organism in Eukaryota, Fungi, Ascomycota, Sordariomycetes, Sordariales, Podosporaceae.